Molecule: messenger RNA, 3267 nt
Organism: Cucumis sativus (cucumber)
Lineage: Eukaryota; Viridiplantae; Streptophyta; Magnoliopsida; Cucurbitales; Cucurbitaceae
Product: disease resistance protein RGA2
Exons: 3
Coding region: 1-3267 (1088 amino acids)
Biological process (GO): defense response to other organism
Molecular function (GO): ADP binding
Source: RefSeq, a predicted model, not a curated record
AUGGCAGAAUCCAUUCUGUGCAGCCUUGCAGGAAGCAUUAUUACCAAAUUGGGUUCUUUCGCACUUCAAGACCUUGGAUUGUUGUGGGGUUUCCAUGAUGAACUUGACAAACUGAAAGGCACUGUUUCCGCCCUCGAAGCCGUACUUCUCGACGCAGAAGAGAAGCAGUCCAAAAGUCGUGCAGUGAAGGACUGGAUUUUAAAGCUUAAAGAUACUUUCUACGACAUCGACGAUUUGUUGGACGUGUUCUCCUAUGAAUCUUUGAAAAGACAAGUUAUGACCAAACAUAGAACUAAUAACACCAAAAAAGUACGCAUUUUCUUCUCAAAAUCUAAUCAAAUUGCAUUUCGUUUGAAAAUGAGUCAAAAAAUCAAAAGGGUCCGAGAGAAAUUAGAUGCAAUUGCUAUGGAUAAAACUCAAUUCAAUCUUUAUGAGAAUACUAGGGAAAUACAAGAUGAUGAAUCGACAAAACGACUGGAGACUACCUCUUUCAUACGUGAAGGAGAAAUAAUUGGUCGGGAUGAUGACAAAAAAAGUAUUAUACAUUAUCUAUUGGAUACCAACAUCCACGAAGAUAGUGUUGCAGUGAUUGCUAUUAUUGGAAUGGGAGGAUUAGGAAAGACUGCUCUUGUUCAAUCUAUUUAUGGUGACGAGAAGGUAAAGAAACAUUUUGAGUUGACAAUGUGGGUGUGUAUUUCUGAAGAAUUUGAUGUCAAAGUAAUUAUUGAAAAAAUUAUAGAGUCUCUCACAAAAAAGAAACGUGAGCCUGACCUUCAGCUUGAUACGUUGCAAAGCAUGGUCCGAGAGAAAAUUGAUGGAAAAAGAUACUUGCUUGUCAUGGAUGAUGUGUGGAAUGUUAAUCGUGCAAAAUGGAUAAGUCUAAAAAGAAAAAUGGCAUUUUCCAACGAAUCAGAGGUGCUUGAGAAUUCAAAGUUGGUUGUAAUUGGUAAGGAGAUUGUUACAAAGUUGAAAGGUUCUCCUCUUGCAAUAAGAGUAAUUGGGAGUUAUCUCUAUUCAAAAAAGUCAGAAAAGGAUUGGUUGUCAUUCAAGGACCAUGAACUCGACACAAUCAUGCAACAAGAAAAUGAGAUACAAUCGAUACUAAAGAUCAGUUUUAACCACCUCUCAUCUAGUUUGAAGCAUUGUUUCACAUAUUGUGCAUUAUUCUCCAAAGAUUAUCACCAUGAAAUUCGAAAAAAUGAUUUGAUAAAACAAUGGAUGGCACAAGGCUUCAUUCAACCACAUAAUAAGAAGGCAAUGGAAGAUGUUGGUGAUGAUUAUUUCGAAGAACUACUGGGGAGAUCAUUUUUUCAAGACAUAAGAAAAAACAAAUGGGGAGAGAUCAAGAAGUUCAAGAUGCACGACAUCAUACACGAUCUUGCAUGUUCUGUUGUAGAAAAUGAUUGUGUACUUGCUAAUGAUGACACUAAGUCCAUUGACAAAAGGACUCGACAUGUGUCAAUUUCGGCCUUCAACUCAAUGACAAGAUGGAAACUCAUUACAAAAUCAUUAAUAGAGGCAAAGAAUUUGAGAACAUUGAAUUAUGCUCGUCGUCAUCACAUCGAUCUCUCUAAUCAUUUGCGGUUACGAACAUUGAAUUUGGAGUUUCAUUUUGUUCCCAAGUGUAUUGGUAAGAUGAAACAUUUGAGAUAUAUUAAUAUUACUUACUGUUAUAUUGAUUUCCUUCCCAAGGCAGUUACAAAACUGUACCAUUUGGAAACACUCAUCAUUCGUGGAUGUCUCGAGCUAAGAGAAUUGUCAAGUGAUAUUAAGAAUCUUAUCAAUCUUAGACAUCUAGAUAUUAAGGAUUUUAAACAUGUUUGGAGUUAUAUGCCAAAAGGAAUGGGUUCAAUGACUACCCUUCAAACAAUGAAUUUGUUUAUAUUGGGAGAGAAUAAAGGUGGUGAGUUAAGUGAACUCAAUGGAUUGGUCAACUUGAGAGGAUCAUUAAGUAUUCAACAAUUGCAGUUCUGCAAACCCAUUGGCUUAGAAAAUGUUAAAUACCUUGAAGAAAAAUCCAGAAUUCAAAAGUUGGAAUUACAUUGGAAGACCUAUCAAAGGGAAUCUAAAAUUGAUGAUGAAGAUGAGAGAGUUUUGGAGAGCUUGAAACCACAUUCAAAUCUUCAAAAAAUACGCAUAGAAGGAUAUAGAGGAUUGAAGUUAUGUAACUGGUUCUCAUUUGAUUCUAUUGUGAAUUUGGUCUUUAUAAAGCUUUUCAACUGUGAAAAAUUGCAACAGCUUCCUCGAUUUGAUCGAUUUCCUUUUCUCAAACAUCUUCAUCUGGAAGAUUUACCGAGUAUCGAGUAUAUUGCUAUUAACAAUUAUGUUUCUUCAUCAAUGACUACUUUCUUUCCAUCCCUUGAGAAUCUAAGCAUCAUUAAGUUGCCUAACUUGAAAGAAUGGUGGAAGGGGGAAAGCAUUGAUCAAAAUACUUCAUUUCCAACAAUUUUACGUCAUCUUUCUCAACUAAAGAUUCAUUAUUGUAGACAAUUGGCUUCUAUUCCACAACAUGGACCUUUGCAAUCAUUGGACAUACGUGAUAUCAGUUUGCAACUUUUUGAGUUGGUAAUCAAAAUGACCGCUACGAACAUUAUUGUUGGGGAGGAUUCUUCUUCUUCAGCGAAUGAUAUGUUUAUUAGAUCCUCAUCUUCUCUAAAGAUCUGGAAGAUUGAUUGGGAGUUUCUACCAAAUGACUUAUUCUCCAAUGUGACACAUCUCCAGUCUCUUGUCAUAGGACGUUGCUUCAAUUUAAAAAUGUCUUUUGAUGAUGAUAAUGUAAGAUGGAAAGAACUCGGAAGUCUUCGCACACUUCGACUUUGUUUCAUCCCCAAAUUAGAGUAUUUGCCUAAGGGUUUCCAAUAUUUGAAAGCACUCGAACAUUUGGAACUACUUUGGUGUGAAAAUUUGGCGUGUAUUUUAGGGAUUGAGCAUCUCACUUCACUAUCACGAUUGGAAAUUUCAAAUUGUCCUAAUUUAACUUCUUUGCCGGAAGGGAUGACUCAACUUAUUUCAUUAACAUGUUUGAUAAUCGAUGAUUGUCCCAAUUUAAGUACCUUGCCAGAAGGGCUUCAUCACCUCCUUAAUACCCCGAGCCUUUCAGCAAAUAUUGCAACCAAAUUGGGUUCUUUCUCGCUCCUAGAGCUUGGAUUGUUGUGGAUCGGUUUCCAUGAAGAGCUUGACAAACUGAAAGACACUCUUUUCGCCAUCCAAGUAGUACUUCUCGACGCAGAACAUAAGCAGUACAAGAGUUAUGCGGUGAAGGAAUAG